GCACCCAUUAGUGAGCCAGUGGUAGCAGCAGAUGGGUUCACAUACGAGCAGCAGCACAUGCAGCAGUGGCUUGCAUCCAGCUCCCUCUCUCCUGUCACCGGCCAACCGCUGCCACACACCUUCCUCACACCCAACGUUGCUCUCAAGCUGCUCUCCUAG
Closterium sp. Yama58-4 is the source of this 159-nucleotide messenger RNA. Lineage: Eukaryota; Viridiplantae; Streptophyta; Zygnematophyceae; Desmidiales; Closteriaceae. The record is from the annotation of a GenBank genome assembly.